Molecule: messenger RNA, 1398 nt
Organism: Amaranthus tricolor (Joseph's coat)
Lineage: Eukaryota; Viridiplantae; Streptophyta; Magnoliopsida; Caryophyllales; Amaranthaceae
Product: alkaline ceramidase
Exons: 3
Coding region: 406-1173 (255 amino acids)
Biological process (GO): ceramide metabolic process; autophagy; response to salt stress
Cellular component (GO): membrane
Molecular function (GO): hydrolase activity, acting on carbon-nitrogen (but not peptide) bonds, in linear amides
Source: RefSeq, a predicted model, not a curated record
UGACGUCCUUAACUCCUUAUAUGAUUGACAAAGACAAAAGGAGACUAAUUAAAGAAUUAGGGUUUCAUCCGAUCCCAAUCUCAAUCCCACUCGCUCUCCACUCUUCAUCUAUCUUCAUCUCUGCUUUCUCGCCGGCAAAGUAAAUUUAGUCGCCGGCGAUUGUGCAGUUGAUUCCCUCCAUUGAUUUUUCUUCAUCCUCCUUUCUUUGCUUGAUUGUUAGUUUUUCUAUUUCAUAGAGAUCCAUCUUUUAACUAUCGGUCAUUACUUCUUUAGAAGAAGAUCUGAAAUUCUACCUCAUUCUAGGUUAUCGUAACUACUCGAGGAAAGGAUUGAUUAUUCAUAUUAGUUUGGGGGAGCAAAGUACCUAUUUUUGCACAUUUUCAGGGACCAUCUAAUUAUUGAAUUAUGGACGAUGGAAUUUCAAGCUUCUGGGGUCCUGUGACAUCUACCACUGAAUGCUGUGAGGAGAAUUAUGUUUAUUCAUCUUUUAUUGCUGAGUUCUUUAACACAAUCUCAAAUUUUCCUGGCAUCCUUUUGGCACUUUUUGGUCUUAUAAAUGCCCUGAGACAACGUUUUGAGAAGAGGUUCAGUUUCCUUCACAUGUCCAACAUGGCAUUGGCAAUUGGUAACAUGCUUUAUCAUGCUACUCUGCAACGUGUGCAUCAACAUAGUGAUGAAACACCAAUGUUUUGGGAAAUGCUACUUUAUCUUUACAUACUCUACUCACCGGAUUGGCACUAUAAGAGCACAAUGCCAACUUUCAUAUUUUUCUAUGGUGCUGCAUUUGGUCUUCUGCAUCAUCUAGUUGGGUUUGAUAUUGUCUUUAAGUUGCACUAUAUGUUACUAUGUCUUCUUUGCAUCCCUCGAAUGUACAAGUAUUAUAUCCACACUGGUGAUUUCUAUGCUAAACGGCUGGCAAAGUGGUACUUGGCCACAUUACUGUUGGGUAGCCUGUGUUGGUUUGUGGAUCACGAGUUCUGCAAGAAAUUUUCUAGCUGGGGUUUUAACCCGCAGGGUCAUGCUUUCUGGCACGUCUUCAUGGGUUUUAAUUCAUAUUUUGCAAAUACAUUUUUAAUGUUCUGUCGGUCGCAUCAAUUAGGAUGGGAUCCUAAAGUGGCCUAUUUCAUGGGGGUUCUGCCUUGUGUGAAGAUUCACAAACCGAAGACCCAAUGAAAACAAGCUGUGGAGAUAAUAGAUUUAGCAUAGUUGUGUGGUAUUGCAUCUUUGAGGCUAAGACAGUGACUAAUUUUUUGUUUCUUUGUAGGCAUUUUCCGUUGGAUGUAAAUGAUAUUUUUUUUGUUUUGGAUACAUGUGAGAAUCGUAAAUGUAUACCCCUAGUUCAUGGUCUUGUACCAUAUCCAGUUGUUCCUCAGUUACAUGCAGUUUUGGAAUUACUAA